Suillus bovinus is the source of this 3471-nucleotide messenger RNA. Its product is annotated as armadillo-type protein. Gene Ontology annotation, biological process: spliceosomal complex assembly. The transcript is spliced from 4 exons. The record is from RefSeq and is a predicted model, not a curated record. Gene Ontology annotation, molecular function: mRNA binding. Gene Ontology annotation, cellular component: U12-type spliceosomal complex; U2 snRNP; catalytic step 2 spliceosome. The coding region runs from base 1 to 3471 and encodes 1156 amino acids. NCBI's taxonomy places the organism in Eukaryota, Fungi, Basidiomycota, Agaricomycetes, Boletales, Suillaceae.
AUGUCGGCUCCCAACUCUCCAAGACUCGUCGACUCGUUUACCGUACCAAAGGACAUAUUACAAGAGUUCGCAGAUCUUGCGGAAGAAGAAAAUGUUGACCCCUUCGCAGAAACAGCCUCAAAACGUCAGAUUGCUGCACGGCAGUCCGACUACCACAACCGUCGCUUCAAUCGUGUUGCUCAGGAGAGUGCAGAUGCCUUUAAAUCAGUUGAAGAUGGUGUGGAAGUGGAAGGAGGAUACAAAGAGGCGAUGAGACUGGCUAGGUUGGAGCAGGAGGAGGCAAGAGUCAGGCGGGCAAUUGAAGAGAAAGAGAGGCAGGAGAGAGAAGAGGGAAAAAUGAAAAUGGACCUCGAUAAGACCCCUCCUCGUGCUGAACUCGAGGAUGUCGCAAUGGAACUUGCCGCUGCAAAGGAGCUCGCAAACUCUCGCGAAGCUACUUCUGGGACCAAACGUAAACGAAGAUGGGACGUCCCUGAGCCUACGGACGAGAAUGUUGACCCUAAUAAGACUGAUAAGAGGGAAUGGUCGAAAGAAUCCCUGGAAGCAUCCGCGCCAAAAAAGCGUCGUUCUCGCUGGGACGCUACUCCGGCAGAGGCUGUCGGUGAGACACCUAAGAAAUCUCGUUGGGAUCAAGCUGCUGUCAUUCCAGAAGCUCCAAUGACGCAGAUCAUAAUGAAUGCGCCGGGUAUCAUGCAGGAGGAUAAGCAUAAUCGUUAUCUCAGUGAUGAGGAGUUGGAUGCUAUUUUGCCGGCCACCGGGUAUGCUAUUGUUACUCCUCCCCCUGGAUAUGCACCGAUGGUAGCUCCCCGCAAGCUUAUGGGUGCACCGGUCACAGAAGUAGGUGGCUUUCACAUCCAGGAGGGCUCAGACGCUGCAGCAGUGGCUGCUGCCGCAGGCCUUGCACCUGAACUUCCCACCGAAAUACCCGGUGUCGGUAGUCUUGCAUUUUUCAAGGCCGAGGAUGCUCAGUACUUCGCCAAGAUUCUUAAGGAGGAAGACGAAACGGAGCUUUCAGUGGAUGAGAUGAAGGAGCGCAAAAUCAUGCGUUUACUUUUGAAGAUAAAGAACGGUACUCCUCCUGUACGAAAAACUGCCCUCCGCCAAAUUACUGACAAGGCUCGCGAGUUUGGUGCCGGUCCUCUCUUUGACAAGAUCCUUCCCUUACUCAUGGAGCGUACUCUCGAGGAUCAGGAGCGCCACCUACUUGUGAAGGUCAUCGAUCGUGUCCUCUACAAGCUCGAUGACCUUGUUCGUCCGUAUGUCCACAAAAUUCUCGUUGUUAUUGAGCCGCUCCUCAUUGAUGAGGAUUACUAUGCUCGUGUGGAGGGUCGGGAGAUUAUAUCCAACCUUUCCAAAGCUGCCGGUCUCGCACACAUGAUAUCCACUAUGCGUCCUGACAUUGAUCAUGCCGACGAGUACGUCCGCAACACCACCGCUCGUGCAUUCUCUGUCGUUGCCUCCGCACUCGGUAUUCCCUCGCUCUUGCCUUUCCUCAAGGCCGUAUGUCGCAGUAAGAAGUCGUGGCAGGCGCGGCAUACUGGUAUCCGUAUCGUGCAACAGAUCGCUAUCAUGAUGGGUUGCGCCGUCUUGCCCCAUCUUCGCAAUCUCGUGGCUUGCAUUGCGCACGGUCUGCAGGAUGAGCAGCAGAAAGUGCGGACCAUGACUGCACUAGGACUUGCUGCCCUUGCUGAAGCAGCUGCACCAUACGGUAUUGAGUCCUUCGAUGAGGUGCUGAAGCCUCUCUGGCUCGGUAUUCGUCUGCAUCGUGGCAAGGGCCUUGCUGCCUUCUUGAAGGCCAUCGGCUUCAUUAUUCCCCUCAUGGACCCCGAGUACGCAUCCUACUACACCAAGGAAGUCACAGUCAUCCUUAUUCGUGAAUUCCAAACCUCCGACGAAGAGAUGAAGAAGAUCGUCCUCAAGGUGGUCAAGCAGUGCGCAGCUACUGAAGGUGUCACGCCUCAAUAUAUCAAGCAGGACAUCCUGCCCGACUUCUUCAGGGCAUUCUGGGUUCGCCGCAUGGCGCUUGAUAGGCGAAACUAUCGUCAGGUUGUGGAGACGACUGUCGAGCUUGCGCAGAAGGCUGGGGUAUCCGAGAUAGUCGGCAGAGUUGUGAAUGAGUUGAAGGAUGAAGCAGAGCCUUACCGGAAGAUGGUCAUGGAGACGAUCACCAAAGUCGUUGCCAUGCUCGGUGCUUCAGAUAUUGACGAGCGGCUCGAGGUCCGCCUCGUCGACGGCAUCAUCUACUCGUUCCAGGAGCAGACUACCGAAGAUCAAGUUAUGCUUGAUGGCUUUGGCACGGUGGUCAACGCCCUUGGUAUCCGUGUCAAGCCUUAUCUCACGCAGAUUGUCUCUACCGUACUCUGGCGGCUCAAUAACAAAAGCGCUAAGGUCCGGCAACAAGCUGCAGAUCUCACGACGAGGCUGGCUGUCGUAAUCAAGCAGUGCGGGGAAGACCAACUUCUCAGCAAGCUGGGCCUCGUUCUUUUCGAGCAGCUCGGUGAAGAAUAUCCCGACACUCUCGGUAGUAUCAUUGCUGCAGAGGGAGCAAUUGCUAAUGUUGUUGGUAUGACGCAGAUGAAUCCGCCGGUCAAGGAUCUUUUGCCUCGAAUGACGCCUAUCCUUCGUAAUCGUCAUGAGAAGGUGCAGGAGGCAUCUAUCAACUUGAUUGGUCGUAUUGCCGAUCGUGGGGCAGAAUUCGUGCCAGCACGAGAGUGGAUGCGCAUUUGCUUCGAGCUACUGGAUCUAUUGAAGGCGCACAAGAAAGGUAUUCGGCGUGCUGCUGUCAACUCCUUCGGGUAUAUUGCGAAGUCCUUGGGUCCUCAGGAUGUUCUCUCGGUUCUUCUCACCAACUUACGUGUGCAAGAACGUCAAAGUCGUGUUUGUAGCACUGUCGCCAUCGCCAUCGUCGCUGAGACUUGUGGUCCCUUCACGUGUAUCCCUGCCAUCUUGAAUGAAUACCGGACAGCGGAACUCAACGUGCGCACCGGUUGUCUCAAAGCCCUCACAUUUGUCUUCGAGUAUAUUGGUCCCCAAUCGGCGUACUACUGUGACUCCGUGGUAACCAUGCUUGAAGAUGCACUCACAGAUCGCGACCUUGUUCAUCGCCAAACUGCUAGCGUCAUCGUGAAGCACAUCGCACUUGGUGUCGCGGGCAUGGGCUGCGAAGACUCUAUGAUGCACUUGAUGAAUCUUGUCUGGCCUAACUGUUUUGAAACGUCACCGCACGUCAUUGGUGCUGUUAUGGAUGCAAUCGAGGCAAUGCGGGUAUGUCUCGGUCCCGGUAUCCUUUUGAGCUACGUUCUUCAAGGUUUAUUCCACCCUGCACGUAAAGUCCGCGAGGUCUACUGGCGGGUCUAUAACGCAUUGUACUUGGGCGCUUCAGAUGCUAUGGUUCCCUUCUAUCCUGACCUGGGUGAGCUCAGUGAAGGACAAAAUGUAUAUGACAGGCAUCCACUGCAGAUGUUCCUUUGA